Messenger RNA from Paramecium tetraurelia, 1167 nucleotides. RefSeq lists its product as uncharacterized. The transcript has 3 exons. NCBI's taxonomy places the organism in Eukaryota, Ciliophora, Oligohymenophorea, Peniculida, Parameciidae. The record is from RefSeq and is a predicted model, not a curated record.
AUGAGAACAACCUAAUUAACAUAAUGCAUACAAAAAGAAGAAGAUGAAGAUGAAUUGUUUUAAUAUGAAUUUGAUAACCAAUCUGAACCUUAAUAAAAUUUAUAGACUCCUGAUUUCUAGGCUACUAAGCAAAAUGAGGUUCAUUCGUAAAUCUCACACUAAGCUUAAAUUGAGCAAACUGAUUAAUAUGGAUUCAAAUCAUAAAUAAAUUUAAAACAUUAUAAAGACAGAAAAACACUUAAUGCAAGAGUUGAAAAGUGGAGAUAAAUGAUAAAUGAGUUUGAUAAGCAAAAUAUUUAAUUAAUCAAAGAAAGAACUCGAAAGGGGAUACCUGAUGGCUUAAGAAUUCUAGCUUGGCCACUUCUAGCCAAUAUCAAAAAGGCUAAGGAAACAGCAAAUACCAUUUAAAAAACAUCGAAAUACUCUGAUUUUUUAACAAAAAAUGAAUUUAAAUUCGAGCAUCAGAUUAGAUUAGACGUUCAUCGCACAUUCCCAGACAAUAUUAACUUUUAAGUAUCUAUUCUUUAAAUUCAGGAUUAAACAGUCCUUUCUGAAUCUCUAGUCAAUGUGCUCAAAGCUUUAUCUGAAGCUAUUCCAGACAUGGGAUAUUGUUAAGGAUUAAAUUUUCUAACUGCAGCUCUUAUUAUGGUUACAAAUGAUGAAAAUGUAAGAAUCCUUAAUAAUUUUGAGGCCUUCUGGAUUCUCUAUCGCUUGAUGACUCACUACAAUCUAACAGCUAAAUACAAAGAUCCCAAUUCUCUUUAUAGAGAAUUUUACAUUCUUGAUAAUUUGAUAUAAUAAUAUCAUCCAAUUACUUCAAAAAUACUAAAACGUCAUAAUAUUGAUUUGUUCUAUUUUACAACUGAAUGGUUCAUUACAUUAUUCUCAACUGCCCUACCAAUUAAUUUAUUUUAUAGAGUUUUCGAGAUUUUCUUGGUGGAAGGCGAAAAGACUAUUUUUAGAUGUGCCUUAGCAAUCAUUCAUUAUAAAGAAUAAAAGUUAAUUCAAUUAAAUGAUUUUGAAAAUGGUUUAUAAUAUCUUAGAUCAAAUGAGGAUUUACUUCAUUUGGAUUCUAAUUAAUUUAUUAAUCUAAUGCUUAGCAAAUACAAAUUUUCCAAAACUACUAUUCAACAAUUAGAUUAGAAGUAUAAAAAGAAUUAAAAGUGA